Myotis brandtii (Brandt's bat) is the source of this 3054-nucleotide messenger RNA. It is a transcript of the gene BEND7, whose product is annotated as BEN domain containing 7. Bases 50 to 1210 code for a protein of 386 amino acids. NCBI's taxonomy places the organism in Eukaryota, Metazoa, Chordata, Mammalia, Chiroptera, Vespertilionidae. The record is from RefSeq and is a predicted model, not a curated record. The transcript has 9 exons. Gene Ontology annotation, molecular function: DNA binding.
UGUGAUUGCCUCUAAGCUGCUUAAAGAUUAUCACCAUGAGGUAUAUAAGAUGUCAGAAUUCAACAAUGAUGUCAAUGGGGAGGCCAAAGAGACACAACCCAUUUUUUUAGGAGGUGAAAGCAUGGAAAUUAAAAAACAAAUUACAGGAAUGAGAAGAUUACUGAAUGACAGCACUGGGAGGAUCUAUCAGCGUGUUGGCAAGGAAGGAGAGAAGUUAAAAGAAGAACCCCAGGAUUUGGACUCCGUCUGGCCUCAGCGUUUGAACUCCUCUGUUGAGGCCCCACAGAGCCUCCACCCUUCUUCUCGGGGUGCUUGGAGUGAGUUCCCAGCCCAGAGUCAGUUCUCAGGGCAGUCUGGCCCUCGCUCGAGAACCUUCCAGAGUCAGCCCCACACUGCUGGGAGCUCCAAUGGAGAACUUCCAGUGGUAAAUUCAUCAUUUGGAUCAAACUGCUGCACUUGUAACUGCCAGUCAACAUUGCAGGCCAUUCUCCAAGAACUCAAGACCAUGCGGAAAUUAAUGCAAAUUCAAGCAGUUGGAACCCCAAACAGACAACAACCCCCAAUUUCCCUUAUGUGCUCCCAGCGAACUGCUGUCUCACGCAAGAGAAAUAAAAAGAAAAAAGUGCCCCCAAAGACUGUUGAACCUCUUACUGUGAAGCAGAAGCCCACUGUGUUGGAGACUAAGAAGACAGGUGUGGCCUCAGAGCAGUCGUCCCUCCAGGCAGCUGAGCGCACUUCCACGGGGGAGAACCACAUCCUAGGAUUUGGCAUUGUUCUGGAAUCACCUUCUUCCGAUCCAGAAGUGCAACUUGCUGAAGGCUUUGAUGUGUUUAUGCCUAAAUCUCAGCUGGACUCUAUAUUGUCAAACUACACUCGCUCAGGAAGCCUUCUGUUUAGAAAACUGGUGUGUGCGUUUUUUGAUGACAAGACUUUGGCUAACUCCUUACCCAAUGGGAAGAGGAAAAGAGGACUCAAUGACAACCGGAAAGGACUAGACCAAAAUAUUGUGGGUGCAAUAAAAGUCUUCACAGAAAAGUACUGUACUGCUAAUCAUGUGGAUAAGCUGCCUGGCCCGAGAGACUGGGUGCAGAUUCUACAGGAUCAGAUUAAACUGGCCAGAAGAAGGUUAAAAAGAGGCUCAGCAGAGGUAGCUGACGGUGAUGAAAGACUGGACAGCAUCUCUCUACCACCAACAGGUAAAACAGCCUGAGGCCCAGAAACACUAAAUGACUUUCUCAAGGUCUCACAGCUGUUGAUGGCCUCUCGACUCCCAGUCAUUACACCGCAUAGCUUUCUUACACCUAAGCCAAAGCCAGCUUUCCUCGGCAUGUUUCUUAAAGAUCCCAAGAGUUGAUGGAUGUGCUAAUCCCUUCAGGAUUCCAUCUCACUGUCCCAUAGUCUCCACAAUUAGAAUGUCCAUCGUAAGUCCCCGGAAGUCCAGUGCAACUUCAAACUCAUGGAAUUCUUUCUGGAAUAUUGCCCAGCACUGUGAGGUCAUAAUGAAGACAGGAGUAGAAUGGCCCUAUAGGUCUUUUCACUAGACCCUUGACAGAAUUUUAACACAAACUACUAAACAGCAUGAUAAAAAGAAGUACUGUUUAUCAUUUAGGAAAGGGGAAAAAGAAUUCCCAGAUUGGUGCCCAAAAUUUGUAGUAAUGAAAUUAAAUAAUUUUGAUUAGAGUAGCCUGUCUCUUGAUUGCCACUGAAGUAAAACCCCAGUCUGGUGGCUUCUCUGAAUACAAGACUAUUACUAACCUCUCCCUCCUGCGUGCACCCCCAGGAGAUCCCACCUUACUUGUACAGGCGCUUCUUCCUGGGAUUUGAGGCUCACUGGCCAGACUUUCUUUAUCGUGUUUAUUUGAGCUGUUAAAGAUUUAACAAUACUUUUAUUAACUUUAGGUCUUUUUUUUCUUCCAAAUUCAUGUAUAUUGAGGAGCGUUGAGGAGAGUGUAAAUGUAUGAAUCAGAAUCUAACAGGUCAGAGUUAUAGUCUGGCAGCCAAAUGACAUUUGUUUCGAUCCAUUUCAUUUAAGCAAACUUCUGUGUCUAGACUUAACAAAAAUGGAUAGAGAUUUUAUAGUGGGAAAACAUUUUCCCUCAACCCUGUCAGUGAGCAUUUUGGAGCAGCUCCCAGGAAUCAGCACUGUGUUAGGUUGUGGUGAACAAACACCCGCCCUCAGAGCCCCGCCCACUGUGACAGGCAGAGGCCAGCCACCUGCAGCCAGGUGUGGAGAGUGCGGCUGAUGGCAAAAACCUUCCAGGACUUGGGGACAAUUUGUGGUGGGGAAAAAGAGCAUAGAGAAAGUAAAAUCGUAACAGUGCUUUCUAAAAUGUGAUAAGGAGGCCUCUGAAUUUGAAAUAGAGUAGUGCAGAGCUCAGUUGGGCCUACCAGUCUUAGUCAUCAAUUGGCUUUUCUUCACAUACAUUUUAAACAUUAAUAAAGAAAAGUGUAAGGGAGAAAAUGUAAAUUAAUUUUACCACCCAGAGACAAUCAUUACUGGGUAUUUUUCCCCCCAGACUUUUCUCUAUAUUUGAUUUAGCCAAUGGAGAUCAAAUAUAUAAAAUUUUGUUUGCUGAGUUGGAUUUUUUUUAACCUAAUAAGCACUUUUAAUUUUAAUUGAAAAAUUACCAUUUUUCAUACACGUAUGUAUUUGAAUAGCUGCAUGAUAAUCUGUUUUACAGGUAAAUCAUAUUUUAUUUGGCUCUUUUCUGUUACUGGACAACAUAUGGACAUUCUCUAAUAGUGAUACACAUUCAAGGGCUUCCUUGCAAAAAUAAUCAUUACAAAUUUCUAAUGGCUAACAUUGUUUAUUUAGCACAACUAAAGUCUUGGCUAAAACUUUGUGAUUUAAACAUGAAACACAGAUACCUCACCCACAACAUUCUUCACGUAUACAAACUACCUCUAGCCAUGUCAUAGGAAAGUGUGCAACUGCCUUCAGAGAAGUGCCCCCUUCAUUUUCUUUCUCUGUUGUAGGUAAUAUAUUUGACACCAGGAGAGAAAACAAGGAAGACACAGAGCCAGAUUUCACUGCCUAGACUUUCAUUUAGUGAC